Lasiosphaeria miniovina is the source of this 1413-nucleotide messenger RNA. Its product is annotated as small GTPase superfamily. Gene Ontology annotation, molecular function: GTP binding; GTPase activity. Bases 371 to 988 code for a protein of 205 amino acids. Lineage: Eukaryota; Fungi; Ascomycota; Sordariomycetes; Sordariales; Lasiosphaeriaceae. Gene Ontology annotation, cellular component: late endosome; vacuole; phagocytic vesicle. The record is from RefSeq and is a predicted model, not a curated record. The transcript has 6 exons. Gene Ontology annotation, biological process: regulation of vacuole fusion, non-autophagic.
GCUCGAGCCGCCCUGCACGGGGCCUAGGGUACCUACACUAAAAGGCGCCUAGCGCAGGCAGGUGUUCGACCUCCGUCGACCGUCACUCCUCCAACAAGGCGGGUUCCCCAACAUCAAUCCUAAUCAUUUAUCAAAGGACGCCGCCGUAGCCUGUUUCUACCACCCGACUUACUCGCGCGACCUAUCCGUCUACUUUUUGCUCCGAUCCCCGCCACACUCACCGCAGCUCGAUUGAUUCCCCAACGGCUUCUUGAUUAAGCGCGCUUCCUCCAUCUAAGCGCUCUGGUCCUGCUCCUGCUCCUGCUGCCGGCCAACGCACUCCCCCGCACGCAUCCCGACGCCUCAUUCGGCAACGCCAGCCUGCCCCAAAAUGGCGUCUAGAAAGAAGGUCCUCCUGAAGGUUAUCAUCCUGGGCGACAGUGGUGUCGGGAAGACGAGCUUGAUGAACCAAUAUGUCAACAAGAAGUUCAGCGCCAGCUACAAGGCGACUAUCGGAGCUGAUUUCCUCACCCGGGAGGUGCUGGUGGACGACCGCCAGGUGACUAUGCAGCUUUGGGAUACGGCAGGACAAGAACGGUUCCAGUCUCUGGGCGUGGCCUUUUACCGGGGAGCGGACUGCUGCGUGCUCGUGUUCGACGUCAACAACUCCAAGAGCUUUGACGCAUUAGACAGCUGGAGAGACGAGUUCUUGAUUCAGGCGUCGCCCCGAGACCCGGAUAACUUCCCGUUCGUGGUGCUGGGGAACAAGAUUGAUGUGGAGGAGAGCAAGCGAGUGAUCUCAACCAAGCGGGCCAUGACGUUUUGCCAGUCAAAAGGAGGCAUCCCUUACUUUGAGACGAGCGCGAAGGAGGCCAUCAACGUUGAGCAGGCCUUUGAAGUCAUUGCGAGAAACGCACUGCUUCAGGAGGAGUCGGAGGAGUUCAGCGGCGACUUCCAGGACCCGAUCAACAUCCACAUCGAGAACGACCGGGACGGGUGCGCAUGCUGAGCCGGAGGGCCAUCGUAGUUUGCACCUUUUCGUAUUAUUCCAGGGACGGGGUGUGGUGACUUUUUAAUUGUAUGAUAUCAUGCUACGUGCGUCUGGCGUGUUCUUUUUAUGCGAAUCGGAGAGAAGGUGCUAUCCUCCGAUCUUGCAGGCUCCGAUGUAAACAAGACUGGAGAAUUAUAGAUUUGCAUCAAGCGUAACAGUCCUCCAGUAGCACUUUCAGGAUGUCGUAAUCUCAAUAUAUUACUGUUUGCUCGUUGUGGCGUUUCUUGGCCUGCGCAGACAUCUCCAAACAAGAAGACGGAAGGCUCUGUGUUGAUAGGGCUGAGGUGAGCAUCCGUCUGUUGAUGAUUGCCGGUAUGUCCCAUACUUCAAAUGCUUGAUCGAAUAUAUAUACAGAAGCAAUACGUACCAAACAAAUAGUUGAA